Lichtheimia ornata is the source of this 2422-nucleotide messenger RNA. RefSeq lists its product as uncharacterized. NCBI's taxonomy places the organism in Eukaryota, Fungi, Mucoromycota, Mucoromycetes, Mucorales, Lichtheimiaceae. The record is from RefSeq and is a predicted model, not a curated record. The annotation marks the transcript as partial. Gene Ontology annotation, molecular function: nucleic acid binding. The transcript has a single exon. Gene Ontology annotation, biological process: DNA integration.
AUGAACCGUGUCCUUGGAGAUUGUAUCGACCAUUUUGUGCUUGUCUACUUGGAUGACAUACUUAUUUACAGCAAGUCGAUGGAUGAUCAUUUGCGGCAUGUGAGGAUGGUAUUGGAGAAGCUACGGGAUGCAAAGCUAUAUGCCAACAUAUCGAAGUGCCAUUUUGGACAAAAGGAAGUGGAAUUCUUGGGUUUUCGAGUCUCAGGUGAUGGCAUACGACCAGCAGAAGGCAAAUUGACAGCAAUACAAGGAUGGAAAGUACCUACAAACGUACAAGAAGUCCGUCAGUUCAUUGGCCUUGCUCAACACUAUCGUCGUUUUAUACCUUGUUUUGCAAGCCUUGCCACACCAUUGACUGAUCUUACCAAAGGAUCCGGACCAAAAAGAAGAGCAAUCACAUGGAAUGAUGCAUGUCAAACAAGCUUCGAUAUGAUCAAGGAGAAGUUGAUGAGCGCACCAGUGUUGCAAGCACCAGACACCAGCAAGCCGUAUAGGGUUGAAUGCGAUGCAUCCGAUGUUGGAGUAGGAGCAGUGUUGCUACAGCAAGAUGAUGAAGGAAGGUGGCAUCCAUUAGCAUACGAAUCUCAUAAGUUGUCGAAAGAAGAGCAUCAUUACCCAGCACAGGAACGGGAGUUGUUGGCAAUGUUGCAUGCCUUAAGGACCUGGCGAUGCUUUUUGGAGGGGCGACCAUAUCAGAUUUUCACAGACCACAAUUCGCUCAAGUAUUUGAGAUCACAAGCAAAGCCAACACCUAGGUUGAUACGAUGGAUGAAUGAGUUGGAACUUUUCGAUCCUGAGAUUUUAUAUAAGCCGGGCAAGGAGAAUGACGUACCUGAUGCUCUUUCGCGCAAGGAUUAUGAUGCAGAAGCUGGCGACAAGACAUUGGAGCCACAAUAUUUGUAUGCAAGCAUGAACAAGUUGCCGGAUGACCAUCGACAAGAUUGGCCUCAGUAUUAUCUGAACAAGCCGAAGGAGUUGCCAAAGGAGGUGGAUGAUUUUCUCAAGCAGGAGCAGGACCAUUUUGUGAUUCAUGACAACAAGGUGUAUCGUAAAGUGAGGAUGAAGAAAGGUGAUGAUGACUCGAUGAUGAAAGAAGUCCGCUAUUUGCCGUUUGCUGCACGUGCCGAUAAGGUCAAGAUGUUCCAUGAUGGAUUUGGUCAUGCUGGAGGAAGGACUGUAUUCGAUUUGAUGCGUACAAGGUAUUGGUGGCCAACGAUGAAAGUGGAUAUUCAAGACUGGUUGUCGAUAUGCCCAUCAUGCCAAAUGAAUGCUCGUCAAGACCAUAUACACCAUGAUCCAAUGCACCCAUUGCCGGUUCCUCAAGCAUUUGAAAGGUGGCAUUUGGAUUUCAUAGGGGAGCUGCCAAGGACUGUGCAUGGAAACCGAUGGAUUCUCGUAGCCGUUGAUUAUACAACCAAUUAUCCUAUCGCACGAGCUGUACAUGUGGCGUCUGGAAAGGCUGUUGCUGAUUUCUUGUACGAAGAGAUUGUGAUGCGAUUCGGGUGUCCAAAAGAAAUCCUCACUGAUCGUGGCGCGAACUUUACAAGCAAGGUGCUGGCACAUUAUACAAAAAGGGUCAAGAUUAAUCACAAGUUAACGUCUGCGUUCCACCCACGUACCAAUGGAAAGUGUGAAAGGCUCAAUGGUACUCUCAAGGCGAUGCUCAGGAAGUAUGUCAAUGGCGCACUCCAUGUAUGGGAUGAGUAUUUGGAUGCAGCACUAUUUGCGUGUCGAAUCAGAACCCACCAUACAACCGGCUAUAGUCCUUUCUUUAUGACAUACGGACGUGAUCCUAUCUUACCAGGUGAUUCUUUAAGACCAUACAUAUCAGACCAAGCCCUCAAGGAUCCUCGUGCCAUGGCAGAGCUCACAGCUCAAGAGUUGGAAAAAGUGGAUCAAGUUCGUGCUGCCGCUACACAACGCAUGCAAGCUAUUAGUCAAAAAGAUAAGGAGCGAUGGGAUAAGGCACUUAACAUUCUGGAUUUCGAUAUUGGUGAUUAUGUGAAGCUGACACACGAAGGACGAUAUGGACUUGAGCCACGUUACAAAGGACCAUUUGUUGUAAUCGCCAAGAACCAAGACUUUGGAACCUACAAGUUGGAGACCAUUCAAGGGCAACCAUUAGCUUCAUGGGUACAUGUGGAUCGACUAGCCAAGGUUAACUUUGACACGGAACCCACCACACCAUGGUUUGACCCAAGGACAACACGCGCAGAAUGGCGUUCACGUAUGCAUUUGGCCCCUGAAGAAGACAAAGUUGAUAAGCUUGUUGGUCAAGACACCAUUCCUGAUGACUCUUGUGGCUCACCUUUGCAACAUGUACAACACGAUUCCCUCAUUGCUCGAGGACGACCAAUAGUUUCGGCGGGGGGUAAUGUCGAGCAAAAGGUGCCUGUUAUUGCGUCAAAACGCCGUUUUAAGC